AUGGUUUUGGCAAGUGAACUUAACGUUUGGAAGGUUCUUCAGAAGCAUUAUGAAGAAGAAGGAAAACACCUGAUCAUGAGAGAUCUUUUCGCGCAAGAUCCGAAUCGAUUUAAUACCUUCUCACGUCAGUUCAAAGGCGAACGUACUGGUGCUUCAAUUCUACUCGAUUUCUCGAAGAAUAUCAUCACCAAUGAUACGUUUAAUGCCCUCAUUGAACUCGCGCGUGAAGCUGAUGUUGAAGGAUUUAGGGAUAAAAUGUUUAGUGGGGAACACAUAAAUUUCACUGAAGAUCGUGCCGUACUGCAUAUCGCUUUAAGAAACGUAUCAAACACUCCAAUUUGUGACAACGGUGUAGACGUCAUGCCAGAAGUGAAUGCAGUAUUAAAACAAAUGAAGGAUGCUUCCGAUGCUAUUCGUAGUGGUGCAUGGACCGGAUACACCGGAAAAGCGAUUACCGAUAUCGUUAAUAUUGGUAUUGGUGGUUCUGACCUUGGUCCUGUCAUGGUCACCGAAGCCUUGAAAGCAUAUGCUAAACCAGGAUUGAAUGCGCAUUUCGUAUCAAACAUUGAUGGCACGCAUUUGGCUGAAACGUUGAAAAAAGUACAGCCCGAUACUACGCUUUUCAUCAUUGCAUCGAAAACUUUCACCACGCAAGAAACUAUCACCAAUGCUAAUUCCGCAAGGAGAUGGUUCCUUGAAUUUGCAAAGGACGUAUGUAAUUGGCCUCACGAGUAUGAAGAUCAAGCACACAUUGCCAAACAUUUCGUUGCUAUAUCGACCAAUGUCAAAGAAGUUACUGCCUUUGGAAUUGAUCCCGCAAAUAUGUUCAGAUUUUGGGAUUGGGUUGGUGGCCGCUACUCUUUAUGGUCUGCCAUCGGCCUCUCAAUUGCGAUCAGCAUUGGAUUUGAUAACUUCCACGAGAUUCUCUCUGGUGCACACGACAUGGAUAAUCAUUUCAAGAAUACCCCACUGGAUCAAAACUUGCCGGUUAUCUUAGGCGUUUUAGGAGUUUGGUACAACAAUUUCUUUGGACAUCAAACGCACGCAAUAUUACCCUACGACCAAUAUCUUCAUCGGUUUCCAGCAUAUUUUCAACAAGGAGACAUGGAAUCCAAUGGUAAAUACGUCUCACGAUCAGGAAAAACCGUCGAUUACCAAACUGGUCCUAUAAUUUGGGGUGAGCCAGGUACCAACGGUCAACAUGCAUUCUAUCAGUUGAUUCAUCAAGGCGUAAAAGUUGUUCCGGCUGACUUUUUGGCUCCCAUCGAAACCCAUAACCCAAUUUCUGAUGGCUUACACCACGAGAUCCUUCUCUCGAAUUUCUUUGCUCAGACAGAAGCUUUGAUGGUCGGAAAAAACAUUGGAGAAGUACUAUCGGAAUUGAAGGAUGAGCCAAAAAAAGAACUAAUAGCACCUCAUAAAGUUUUUCUUGGGAAUCGUCCGACGAAUAGCAUUAUGGUCCAGAAAAUAACUCCAGGAACGCUUGGUGCGCUAAUUGCUUUAUAUGAACACAAAAUCUUUGUGCAAGGCAUUAUUUGGAACAUCAACUCUUUUGACCAAUGGGGUGUCGAACUUGGCAAGGUCCUUGCGAAGAAGAUUUUGCCAGAGUUAAAGAAUAAGGAUGCUACCCCAGUUUCCUCACACGACUCCAGUACUAACGGGCUUAUCAAUUUCUAUAAAGCAAAUAGAAACUGCUGA
Molecule: messenger RNA, 1698 nt
Organism: Acaulospora morrowiae
Lineage: Eukaryota; Fungi; Glomeromycota; Glomeromycetes; Diversisporales; Acaulosporaceae
Source: the annotation of a GenBank genome assembly